This is a messenger RNA of Symbiodinium sp. CCMP2456, 438 nucleotides long. The record is from the annotation of a GenBank genome assembly. Lineage: Eukaryota; Dinophyceae; Suessiales; Symbiodiniaceae.
AUGCAGCUGGCAACACUGCAAAGCGGUAACUUCAAUGUUACGGUCAAUGACAAGGAUCGUCCAGCCUUUGAGGUGGAGGAUAUCAGUGUGAACUCCUGCAGCCCGACUGUGGUUACAUUUUCUCCUGCAGCAGCUGACAACUGCGGGGCUGUGACAGCUGCUGGCAGUCCGUCAUCGGGCUCCGAGUUCCCCGUCGGCGAGACAGAAGUGACCUGCAAGGCAGUCGACGCCGCGGGCAGCACCACUCUAGAGCUUCGUCGUUUUGUGGAGUGUGUUGGCCAUGGCUACCACAAAAGGUCUCACAGUAACAACAUCCGCAGCCGCAGAAACCGCGGCCUGAAGAAGUGGUUGCACAGAAACCGACGCCUGAAGAAGUGGUGGCACAGAAAGAACCGUAUGAAGAAGUGGUGGCACUACCGGCGCUACUGGCAUCGUUAG